Molecule: messenger RNA, 8313 nt
Organism: Haplochromis burtoni (Burton's mouthbrooder)
Lineage: Eukaryota; Metazoa; Chordata; Actinopteri; Cichliformes; Cichlidae
Product: ras/Rap GTPase-activating protein SynGAP-like
Exons: 20
Coding region: 1440-5309 (1289 amino acids)
Biological process (GO): regulation of GTPase activity
Source: RefSeq, a predicted model, not a curated record
CCGCUGAACUUUCCAACUCGUACCGUUUUCGUCGAUAACAGGCGGAACAGUGGGCUGCCGACCGUCAUCGUUUCGUUGCGUUUUGUGGCGAUUGCAAACUCCAGAGAUGGUGCAGCGCAGGGCGGACUCUGCUGCCUCUGGAGGCGGUGGUUUCGCUGUAUGCCUAUCUUACGCUCUAUCUCCGCCCUCUGGGGAGAGACUCCUCCGUUUACCGAGCACCUUUUUACGCGCACUGGCGUUAAAUUACAAUUAGGGGCUGACGGACUGCAGGAGCGCAAAGGACACCGCGUCAAUUUGGUACCGGAUUCCCCCUCAUUUUUUCCUCCUCCUCCUCGUAAUCAAUUUCUGGAUUAUGGGGACGUCGCUGAGCCACGCAGGGUUAUCUACAGACGCUUUCCAAGAUUAGCUAGAAACAUGGAGCACGCCAGAAACAAUGUGCAUGAAUCAGAUUUUGUUCCAGUGCUGCUACACAUUUCAGUGAUCUCGCCUGUAAAUACGCCAGGAUAUUUAUUUUAAUGCUUCUGUGCGUUUCUUUUUCUUUUAGUGCGCGCAAUGUGCAGCACCGUGGUUGUUGCUGCUGCUUAGAGUUGGCAUAGCCCCACAGACAUCAACCUUAAUAAUCAUUCUUUUAAAUGUAAGUGAUGCGCAGACCUCCGUGGCUUUAACCGUAACCAAUCCGCCGUUUUUAACGUAAAUACAAGCGACAAAUGAUGAAAUAAUUGGCUGUGUUGAUCGGUAGACACAAAUGCGUUAACAGGAGUUCACGUUAUCCACCGAUUUGAAAAAUAAAUAAAUAAAUAAAAAUUAAAUAAAAGAAAAAACCGCGACGCAGGGGCUGUUUGGAGUCACAUGCGCCCGGGACAAACAAUUAAGAUGACAAAAACGCUCCCCAGUAGAGAUUGUCUUUAUUGCCGAGGAAGCCGCAUUCUUAUCACAUCACAGUUUCUGGAUUGUAAUAGAGUUGGAGGACAGGGAGCAGCAGAGGGAGAAGAGAGGGAGGAGAAGCAGAUGAGAGCUGCCGAGCCGCACACCGGAGCCGCUGCUGAGGGGCAGGAUUUGGCUUCAGUGGUGGACUGAGCUGAAGUUGAAGGGAUCCCUAUGACAGUCGGCUUCACGUUUCCCCCCGAAGCCUUCGCUCUGGACAGAAGCACGUAUGGACACAUUGCAGCACAGGUGAGGGACAAGAGGAGCUCUGCCAGUUGGCCUCAUGAUUAAAACACAACUCUCUCUCAAAGAGGACAGCAUCGGGCUUUCAUUUGGAAACCGUCUCUCAGGUCUGCACAAACUGAUUCUACCUUCAUCCCAAAAAGAAAGUAAACCUGCAACCUCAGCCUCCCGCUCCCCCACUCCCAAGUGCCCUGGAAAGCCCACCGGAUACAGUCUGCAUCCACAGAUGUAACUAAGAUUUCUUCUUAAGGAAGUCCUAUAAUUUUGGCUGCAUGGACACAUCUUCAAAGACGUGGCUGCCCCAUCAGAGUCAGUUUGGGUUGGUUGGUCAAGCGGAGGCUUGCUGUGGUGGUGGACCUGGAGUUUUAACCCCAAACCAAUCUCGCAGGGCAAGUUUUGCCUCUGCAAGACAGUCAAGCAUGGAAACUCCUCCCAAUACGACCCCACAGCCUUUCAGACAGCCGAGCUUUCUCAAUCGAAGGUUGAAGGGUUCCAUCAAGAGGGCAAAAAGUCAGCCCAAACUUGACCGGACCAGCAGCUUCAGACAGAUGAUUUUGCCCCGGUUUCGUAGUGCUGACCAAGAAAGGACUCGCUUGAUGCAGAGCUUCAAAGAAUCCCACUCCCAUGAGUCCCUCCUUUCUCCUAGCAGUGCCGCAGAGGCUUUGGACCUAGUUUUGGAUGAAGACGCCAUAAUCAAACCCGUCCAUUCUAGCAUUUUAGGACAAGAGUACUGCUUUGAGGUAACGACUAGUUCAGGGACAAAAUGUUUUGCCUGCCGUUCAGCUUCAGAAAGAGACAAAUGGAUCGAAAACCUGCAACGAGCUAUCAAGCCCAACAAGAACUCCUCGUUUCACUUCCAGGAUAACAGCAGACGGGUGGAUAAUGUCCUCAAGUUGUGGAUCAUCGAAGCGCGAGACCUUCCAGCUAAGAAACGCUAUUAUUGUGAGCUGUGUCUGGAUGACAUGCUGUAUGCACGCACCACCAGCAAGCCCCGCACCGACACCGUCUUCUGGGGCGAGCAUUUUGAAUUUAACAAUUUGCCUACCAUUCGUAGCCUUCGUUUGCACCUCUACAAGGAAACGGACAAAAAAAGACGCAAGGAAAAAAGCACAUACAUUGGCCUUGUUAGCAUCCCCAUAUCCAGCAUCACCGGCAGGCAGUUCGUCGAGCAGUGGUACCCGGUGAUUCAGUCCAGUGUUCUCGCCAAAAGUGGCGGUGUUGGAAGUACCAAAGUUAUCAACGCCUCACUACGCAUCAAGUCUCGCUACCAGACAAUGAACAUCCUCCCGAUGGAGCUGUACAAGGAGUUUGCGGAGUACAUUACCAACAACUACCGAACACUGUGUGGGGUUCUGGAGCCUCUGUUGAGUGUGAAGAGCAAAGAGGAGGUGGCAUUUGCACUGGUGCACAUCCUUCAAAGCACGGGGAAGACAAAGGAGUUCCUGUCAGACAUGGCGAUGUGUGAGGUGGAUCGAUUCAUGGAGCGAGAGCACUUGAUCUUUCGGGAAAACACACUCGCUACAAAGGCCGUGGAAGAGUACCUCAAACUGAUAGGUCACAGAUACCUCAAGGAGGCUAUAGGUGACUUUAUUCGAGCCUUAUAUGAGUCUGAGGAGAACUGCGAGGUGGACCCCAUGCGUGUCCCACCAUCAGUCCUCGCUGACCAUCAAGCCAACCUUCGAAUGUGCUGCGAGCUCCUACUCUGCAAGAUUAUCAACUCUCUCUGCAUAUUUCCCCGGGAGCUGAAAGAAGUUUUUGCCUCAUGGAGAGCCAGAUGUGCUGAGCGCGGAAGAGAGGAUCUCGCUGACAGCCUCAUCAGCUCCUCUCUGUUUCUUCGCUUCAUGUGCCCAGCCAUCAUGUCACCCUCCCUGUUCAACUUAAUGCAGGAGUAUCCCGCUGAACGCACGUCCCGCACGCUCACGCUCAUAGCCAAGGUGAUGCAGAACCUGGCCAGCUUCAGCAAAUUUGGACCAAAGGAGGAAUACAUGUAUUUCAUGAAUGAGUUCCUGGAAAUGGAGUGGGGCUCCAUGCAGCAGUUUCUCUAUGAGAUUUCCAAUUUGGACACUGGAGGAAACGCAGGAGGGUUUGAGGGCUACAUUGACCUCGGAAGAGAGUUAUCCAUGCUCCACAGCUUACUGUGGGAAGUCAUGGGCCAGCUUAGCAAGGAUGCUAUACUCAAACUUGGACCCCUGCCUCGACUGCUGAACGACAUCAGCGUCGCUCUGAGGAACCCGCAGCUUCACAUGCCGACAAAUCACCAGCCGGACCGACCGAAGGACAGACUCUUCUCCCGCCCGUCCUUCAAUCGUCUUAUGUCCUCUGAUUUCCAAAGUCUUAUGAUGCGUGACUUAAACAGUUCAAUAGACAUCUCUCGCCUGCCGUCCCCCACUACUGGAGUGUCAGCUGUAGAAUCCCUCACGUCUAACCUGAACAUGAGGCGGCACGCUGAACGCGACCUUCGUUCGUCGAGGGAAGUGUUCUAUGUGACCCGCCCACCCCUGGCUCGAUCAAGCCCUGCGUACUGCACGAGCAGCUCGGACAUCACAGAACCUGAUCCGAAGGUACUGUGGGUCCACAGUGUAAACAAAAGUGUGUCUAUGAUGGACCUUCAGGACUCUCGUAUGAACAGCAUUUCCAACCUGAACUCUGUGGGAGACAUGCUCACCUCCUCUCAGGCCUCCAUCGCAGGUCUCGGCCACAGCUUUGGGAACCUCGGCGGUCCUCUUCGUAUGGGCGGGCAUUUGCCGAGUGGUUCAGCGGGCUCUGGUCUGAGAAUAAGCCAGAUGGGUCAUGUAGGGGGCCCGACCGAAUCCAUCUCUCAGCAACAGCAGCAGGCGGCAGCAGCUAUGCACUUCCCCCUGUCUUUCCAGAACCCACUAUUCCAUCUGGCCGCCCAGAACUCCCCGGCUCAGUCGGCCCAGCCUCCCCCUCCUCUUCUCCUCGCCCCUGAGCCUGAGAAUGGCCAUCACGACUACCCACCGGCCUUUGGCAACAGUGCUUUCUCUCGCAGCGAGGACUUGUCCGCCCUGCGGUCACAGAGCAGUCUGGUACAGCCGAGCAUCGUCCACUCACACAGCUACAGUGAUGAUUUCACCCGGCAGAAUCAGAGCAAUGACUAUGCCUGGCACCAGCUGUCGCUGCAGGUUCAGGAGUCUCUUCAGCAGCAGCACCUGAUGGGCGUCACAUCUCAGACACCCACAGGCACAGGCACGCCUGCAUCUUUGGCCACGCCUCCCACCACAGUCCAUCCUGUCCGCCAGACAUCCAUCGCCGCCCAGCACCUCAAGUCCCAGCGGUCCAUUAACACCCCGGCCACUUCCACGCCUCCAAAGGUCCGUCCUCAGAGCAGAAACCUCCUCCUUAACUCUUCUGAAACAAACUCGAGCGGCAGUCAGCCAAAAUCCCGGCAGGCUCAGCAGCAGCCACAACAGCAGCAGCAGCAGACGCAGCAGCCGACGGUGCAGACGCAGCAGGACGGGCAGCUGUCGGUGACAGACAGUCCGGCUCCUGGGCUCCCGUACCAGACGAGCUCCGCCAAAGAGAACCAAGUCCCGCCGGCAGGCGCAGAGGAGGCAACGGACACGCCCACAAAAAGCACCAAGAAGCCUCAGCAGUCACAGCUGCAGCCGCCACAGCAGCAUCUGCUCAAGCCAGUCGUCAAUAAGCAGGGUUCUCAGUCCACUUUGAACACCCCGUCCCUGAAUGAGCGGACGGUUGCCUGGGUGUCCAACAUGCCACAUCUCUCUGCUGACAUCGAGAGCCUGCGGCCGGACCGUGAGGGCCAACUCAAAGAGUACUCAAAGAGUAUGGAUGAGUCACGGCUGGAAAGGGUUAGAGAAUACGAAGAAGAAAUUCACUCGUUAAAGGAGCGACUGAAGAUGUCUCAUCGCAAACUUGAAGAAUACGAGCAGCGACUUCUGUCGCAGGAACAACAGACCAACAAGAUCCUGCAGCAGUAUCAGAACCGCCUGGAAGACAGCGAGCGCCGCCUGAAGCAGCAGCAAAUGGAGAAGGACUCUCAAAUCAAAGGCAUCAUCAACAGACUCAUGGCUGUGGAAGAUGAGCUGAGAGGGGGUGCCAUUCCUGAUAUUAAGCCUCGAAUCCUCACAGACCAGUCUAUCAGCCAGGGAUAUGGAUCCUGACUGCCAGUUCCAAAGUGACCAGAGUUCAUGAUGGUCACUUCAGUGUAAGAAGACUGACUCAGACCCUUCUCUAACAACCCCCAUCAAGACAAAGCUCUGCAGUGGAUCCAGCAGGACUACUGGAGGCGUCAACUCACAUUCUUAAAUAAAUAAUGACAACAAAAAAAAAAAAUCUUGCACAUAUUCAAACUUAGCCUGUACCAGAACUUGACAAUCAGCUUAGCACGAGGACCAAUGUGGGAAGUGAAUCUUCUUAUGAGCCAGUGCCACAACAAUGGCAAUACUAUACCUACUGAGUUUCUUUAUUUAAUCGGGAAAAAAGUAAGAAGAGGUGUGCAAAACUCUGGGGGAUAAAGAUGUGCUCACGGUGUUCCCUCCUACACGCAGCACGGUUUCUUCUCGCUAAGGUGGCUGCAGACAAAAUGUAAAAUAGGCUUUUUAUAAGCACAAUAUCCCUUCAUGGUGACGCCUGUGACGAGCGACAGGCGUCGAAUCAUUUGCCAGCUGUUAUCCUCUGAUGCAGGGCCCAAGCAAAGACAUAUUUUACUAUUUGGCUCUGGUGAAAUCAUAUAGUAAAAUAUUGUCAUUGCAAAAGUAUUUUCACUAAAAAAAGAAAAGGUGGUUAUCAUGAUUUUUUGCAUCCUUUUUAGUCCAUGCAUUCCAUCUAAAAAGAUGCCAAACAAGUCCUACAGUCACCUUAAGUGUUUAAGUACAAUCUGAAUCUUCUCGUUGGUUUACUUUGUCCUGGCACGCAGUGUAAAGCCUUGACUUUCAGUGUACAGAAAAAUUAUUUCGUAAAGCUACUAAAAUCUUUGCAAUAACGGCGAAUACUUUACAAAAAUAAGCUUAAAUUAACUUUAUAGUAUUAUUAAUAGUGAUAAUUGUGAUAAACUACAGUAAAUCUAACAUUUCAAAACAGUGCUACAAAGUGUUUCAACGCAGCAUUAAAGAAAAAUUAUGGGAGAAUGUAAACAUUUGGUUUAAAGAUGCACUUCACCAGUUUUAUACAGUGUGAGAGAACUAGUUAGCCUUCUUGGUGUGUCUGGAGGGGCUUUGGCUGAUCAGAGAAAGUGAUCCUGUCAGUGAUGCCAUCUGUGCUUGAACCAAGUCCUGUGCUACGGAGCAAGUUAAGCAUACCCAGGAUAUCUGGCUUCACUUACCCUAACAUUUGCAGUCAGGCUCAGCGGUCACAUCAAGGUGGUUAUCAACUUAAUAAGUUCACCCAGAGUUUAUCCGUCUAGCUACGUUUACGUUAAAGGGGUGGCAUUAGCAGCCAUGAGACCACUAGCAGCAGAGCGACUGAUUUUACAAAAGUAAGCAAAACUAUAAUAUUAGAAAAAUAUGAAGAGCUAAACACAAUACAGAUGUAAAGCAACAGAGCUGCAGACAAAACAGUAGAAAGGCGCUGUAGAGUAGUGUUAAAAGCAGUGCAUGAAUGUGUGUACGCUUUAAGUGCUUUUUUCAGUGAGGCUGGAAAGACCUGCUGUAUUUAGAAAGUUGAACCUAUCUGAAGCAGUAUCAGUGCUCUGUCACUGAGUCACAGGGAAAUCUGAUAGAUACGCCAUUAAAUCAAUAUUGUUGCUUACAGGAUGGUUUUAGCUUUUAUUCCUGCAGCUGGUGUUCAAGGGUCUAAGAGCAACAAAUAUUAAAAUAUAAUUUGGUAUAAAGUCCACAAGUACAAAUAGGGGCUCUGAGGGAUCUUCCAGGAAUAGUGAAUUGGUUGAUACUUUACUGAUUUUGUAUUUGUUGAUCUCUGAUCUCAAAGAUAACCUGCUCUGGACUGCAGGGCAGCAGCAGAAGUUGCCAAGGUGAUGUACACGGGUUAAAAGUCUAGCGCCUUUUGUAAUAAUGAAAUCCAGGGCAAAGCCUCAAGUUACCUGGAUGAGGCUAAAUCCUGCUUUGAAACACAGGUCUUUGAAGACUCCCAGGGUUUGUGCUACAAACUGGGACUGGGGACAUGACAGUUUUUCCUUCCUAAUAACUACCUAACUCCCCUGGCCAAGGCCGAUGCCUUAGUUUACCAUUUUAAAGAAAGUGAUCUAUAACUUAAUGGUCCAAAGGUUAACCUCCCCCCACGUUUAAUAAAGACGGAAACAGCCUAAAGGUCUGGGACGUUUGUUGUGCUAACUUCCAGCAGAUCCUAAGUCAUGUUACUACUUAAUUUCUUGUUGUUUAUGAUAUGUUUUCAGAAAUGUCUUGAAAAGAUAACACUAACACAGCUCGUCACAGUUUUCCUGACCUCAUAGGAGCUUAAUUGGUUACCUUAAUUGCCUGUGUGCUCUUUUCAAGUAGAACUGCAAUAAUGAGCAAUUCAGUGAACUAACAAAAUUAACCAGCAACCGUUUUCAUGAUGAGAUUAUCAAACAGUGUUAGGCUGAUGCUUCUCUUACAAAGUAAACUGGAUUUAUUUUGGGUUUUUCUUUUUGCUCUUAGCGAUGCAAAAUGUCCAUUUGAAAGCAUCACCUCAGGCUUUAGGAAUAUUUCAUUGAGCAUAGUGGUUCUAACUUGGCCUAAACCAGCCUAUCACGCCUGGUAUUUUUUUUUAUGUGUAUCUUUUUUUAAUGUGUUUUUUUUGUGUUGAUUUUGCUGCUUGACACUUUGUAACCCUGGUUUGAAAAGUGAAAUAUAAAUAAAGAAAAUUUAACAAACAUGGUCUUAAAACGAGACGUGCACCCGGACGCAAAUCUUAUAUAACAAGUAGUGAGUUACUCAUCUGUUGUGUUUAAUGUCUCUGAAGCAUAGGUGUGCAACAGUUCUGCAUGUGCUUUUUAAAUGCAAGGACGAGCAAGUCGGUUUGCUGUCAGAUAUACUGAUGUACAAAAAACAAAAUUUACAAAAAAAAGAAAACUACUUUGACACGGCUUUCUAAUUGGAAGGCAUCUUUUUUUAAUCCAACCUGCUGACUCUUCUGCUUUUUUCCAGAAGAGUGUGGCAUUCAGCCUUUUGCAUUAUACAACAUGGGAGUAUAGUGAGAAAUGGUCAGAAAUCCGAGAAACGAGAGAGG